UUGACGUUUCAGCUGUGCGCUAUGGGUUGAUUAUUUUUGGAUUUUAGUGUAAUAAAAUAUGGCUCAAUUGCUUUAUGUCAUUGCUAGCUUACAUGUUGUAUUAUGCCCAUUUACAAAAGUCGAAGAAAGUUUCAACAUACAAGCAUUUCACGAUAUUUUAUAUCAUCGACAUAACCUCUCACAGUACGACCACAAUGAGUUCCCGGGAGUGGUGCCGCGAACAUUCGUCGGGCCGCUUAUUAUUUCGACUCUGUCGGCGCCUAUGGCCGCAAUUUUUCAUCUGUUUGGGAUAAAUAAGUUUUGGAUGCAGUAUGUUGUUCGUCUAGUAUUAGCAUUGACAGUAAUCGGAGCAUGGACGCGGCUGAGGAACACGCUACAGAAACAGUUCGGGAACACAUUCGCCUGGUGGUUCACUUUGAUAACAGUGACUCAGUACCACUUCAUGUUUUACAUGAGCCGUCCACUACCUAAUAUCCUAGCAUUGCCCCUUGUGUUGCUAGCCUUUGAAGGAUGGAUCUCGGGCAAGCACAAGCAGUUCCUAGUGUCUGCGGGAGCCAGUAUGAUCAUCUUCAGGUCAGAGCUGGCGGUGCUGUUUGGGCUGUUUCUUAUCAUUGACUUGUACUUUAAGAAGCUUGACUUCAAAACGUUGCUCAAAAUAGUGCUACCGGCGGGCGCGGGCCUGGUGGCGCUGACGGUGGCGGUGGACUCCGUGUUCUGGGGGCGCCUGCUCUGGCCCGAGGCGCAGGUCUUCUGGUACAACACCGUGCUCAACAAGAGCUCCAACUGGGGUACCUCCCCAUUCCUCUGGUACCUGUACUCAGCGCUGCCUCGCGGCCUUGGGCCGAGUUUACUCCUAGCGCCGCUCGGCGCGUACCUAGACAAGCGAAUGGUGCAACUGGUCGCGCCGGCCCUCGUCUACGUAUUGCUCUACUCGAUGCUGCCGCAUAAAGAGCUGCGGUUUAUCAUAUACGUGUUCCCGCUGUUCAAUAUGGCGUCUGCUGCGGCCUGCUCUUACAUAUUCACUCGCCGAACGAAAGCGCCGAUCUUCGAGCUCCUUUUCUGGGGCACCAUCGUAGUGGUUGUCGGCAACGUGAUGCUCUCCAUCGCCUUCGUGUCCGUGGCCAUGACCAACUACCCAGGCGGGGUCGCCAUGACGAGAUUCCACAAACUUCUGAAGAACGAACCAUACGUCCACGUACAUAUCAGUAACUUGGCAGCACAAACCGGCGUAACCAGGUUCACAGAGAUUCACAACCAUUGGCAGUACAGCAAAAACGAAUCUCUCGACGCAGAUCAGUUACAAGAGUAUACCCAUCUCUUAAUAGAAGCUAAGAGUAAAUAUUCACCAAAUCUGAAGUCAUUCACACAUACGCAUACCGUUCUAGAAGGUAUAGAAACGUUUUCUGCAGUGUCCCUAAAUUAUAAACUGAUACCUCCAAUAAAAAUAAAAACUCGGCCAGCUCUGUUCAUUCUACAGAGGAAAGAUUUCCGUGAAUAUCCACAUGGUCAUAAAGCCCAUAUUGUCAGUAGUGCUAGAGAAGAACCAGAUUUAAGCAGCCCUCCAGAUGACAGUAUGUAUAAUGAAUUAGAAACAGAAUAUACAGAUAAUGGUAGUUCUGAAUCUGAAGGUAUAGAUGAAGAACAAACUAUUGAAGAAGAACAGGCAGCGGAAAUUGACGAGCCAAUUAUUAAAGAAGACAAUAUUGCUGAGCCUGAGGAAGAAUCUCCUGUAGAAGACAAGGCGGAAACCGAUACAAAUGACCUACAAAUUGAAGAAAUCAUCGAGGAAACAGAAUAUUUAGCGAAUGUUCAAGAAAUCGAAGAAAAAGACGAAGUUAGUAAAAAAGUAAAGGUUAAGAGGGCAAUUGAAGAGUUGAAAAGUUUAAGAAAAGAGAAGAAACGAAAAGCUAUAGCGAAGAUAAAAUCAGAAACACGAAAGGAGGUUGUGGCGUCUGCGAAAGAAAAACUUAGAGAGUUGAUGAAACGGCACAAAAAGAUCGCGGAAGAACUCUCCGAUGACAAUUUUGGUGCCGAGGAACAUAUAGUUGAAGCAGAUGGCAGAGGCGACAUACCAGAGGAAAUACAGGAAACCGUCGUGGACCAGCAAACCCAAGUUGAAGCUGAAAAUAAAGUUGAACAGAAACAAGAUGUGACUGAAAAUAUAGUUAGUGAUGAAACGGCGGGCACAAAUAAAAAUAUAGACGAAAUAGUGGAAGAAGUUAUAGCUAGACUUAUAGAUAGGAAAAUAUAUGAUGAUAAAACGAAACCAGAAGAUAUCAAAGCCGAGGACAGGCAAGUGAUCCAACAGAUAGUGGAAGAGAUCUUGGCAGAGAAAAUGAAUUAUACUAGAUUUGAUCAGUAAUUGUUCUUAGUAGGUAUUUACUGAUAUUGUUACAGUUACUAAUUUGAUCUCUAAAAUAGUUAUCUAACGGAUUCAUACAUUCAGCAAAAUUUAAGAUACGUAGCCUCAGUUCGAAUGCUUCCAUCUAGAGGUUUAUUAUAGUUACACAAUUUGUGAACGUUUGUACCGUAAUUCCUUGUUAUACAGUGCAUUUUACAUGUAACAGCAUUUUUUCUAAUACGUAGCAUUUUAUAUUAAUGCAAUUUUACUGUUAUAAUUUAAUGGUAAGAAAUCUAGUCACAUAUCCGAAAAAAAUAACUGUUUUAUUUAUUGAAUUUGCCGUGGUGUAUUUAUUAUUAAGAUUUUUCUUAUUGUAAAUAAAACGAUUAAUAUUUAUGAGACAUUUAUUUUUCUUAAUUUUAAGUGCAUUGAAUUAUUUGCUUACAUCGAUAAUAAGAAUAACGAUUAUCAGUAAUCUAAUCAGUCUAAUAAGGCAUAAGAAGUACAUAAUGCACAGGUACCGUGAUUGAAGUCGUACGGGUUAGCUCUGCCUGGACGCCUAGAUUAUACAGAGUGCAAUUUAAACUUACAAAUUAGUUUCGAACCAUUUCUAUCAGAUUAAAAACAACAUGUAGAACACUGUUGUCUAUAGACACCUUGAGCCAGUUUUUUGGCUCAAUUUUCGAAAUAGUAAAGACCUUACACUGUCGUAUUUUGAACGCCGCCGUAUAAUGAACACUGGAUAAUGGCGUAUCUGCGUAGUCUAGCAACAGCCAUAGAGUUGACUAUACGUCGACGUUCGGGAAACGCAUAGGCUAUCUCGUAAUAUUGGGUUUUCAUAUGCCAGUAGAAGUGGAACUUAUACUUUAUUUACUGUGCCAUAAGGUUUUCGACUUGUCAGUUCACCGCGUAGACGGUGAUAGAAAAAUGGCCGGAGCACGAACUCGUAUGCGCGUUAUAUAGCCAACCAUUUAGUUUGCAUUCGAUUAAGAUUCGAUUCGCUUGCGAGUUCUCACACCGUCUAAAUAAAACCCAAUUUAAAACAGUUGGCAGUAAAGAUUGCUUCGCAAAACCAAAAACAUCUUAUAAAGUACUUACACAUAAAAAAAGUCUGAAACAUGAAUCGACUGAUGGUUCUAUAAUCUAUAUUAAAUAUGUUAUAAAUGCCUAUCAACACUGACUAGAAAUAAAAUACUAUGUGGACCCUAUGGCCACUGCAUGAAUUUCUUCAGUGACGUAAUUAUUGAACAUUUCUAAACAAAACUAAUCUGGUUAAGAGCGCUAUGACAAAAAAUGGCGAUAUAUUGUAAAAUUCGCAAUAUUCAACGAUAAAAUUGUACACUUUACCCAUACUAAAUAGUAUUUUAUGCAACAGGCGUUUAAAGAAGGUCAAAAA
Messenger RNA from Leguminivora glycinivorella, 3737 nucleotides. RefSeq names its product dol-P-Man:Man(7)GlcNAc(2)-PP-Dol alpha-1,6-mannosyltransferase (gene Alg12). Lineage: Eukaryota; Metazoa; Arthropoda; Insecta; Lepidoptera; Tortricidae. The record is from RefSeq and is a predicted model, not a curated record. Gene Ontology annotation, cellular component: endoplasmic reticulum membrane. Gene Ontology annotation, molecular function: alpha-1,6-mannosyltransferase activity. Bases 59 to 2362 code for a protein of 767 amino acids. The transcript has 8 exons. Gene Ontology annotation, biological process: protein N-linked glycosylation.